GCCCGCCUCGCUGGUUCAGCUUUUCAGCUGCGCGUCCACGCCGAGUCGCCGUCCGUGCAUCCAUCCUGGAGCGUUUAUUCGUCGUGCCAGUGGUCUUCAGUUUGAGUGCUAUCCAAUCCAAAUAGUGUCCAAAUAACUUUGACAAGCGAAUAUGUUGCAAAUUGUUGCUCCAGUGCCGUGACCAGAGCCCAAUAAAAAAAGUGACGGGCCCAUUAAGCCGAUUUUCGCCAUUUCCAUCGUAAACAUAAAACUUGCUCGGCCGCAGCACAUUUAAAUUUGUUUAAAAAUUGAUUGCAAAAAUGUGCUAGCAACAAUUAGCAUUCCUCGGUUCGCGGUCGUUACAGCGAUUCUCUGUUACGCUGCGCCUCUCCAGUUGGGAUUAUCGACGGCUGCCCCACUGCAACAAUACCAGCGGCAAAACGGAUAGCUGCCAGAGAUAUAGCCAAAACGUGUGCCAUGAAGGAGAAAAGCAAAAAUGCGGCACGCACGCGACGUGAAAAGGAAAACACGGAAUUCUGCGAAUUGGCCAAAUUAUUGCCACUGCCAGCGGCGAUUACAUCACAGCUGGACAAGGCCUCCGUCAUCCGGCUGACCACAUCCUAUUUGAAAAUGCGCCAAGUGUUUCCCGAUGGACUCGGCGAAGCUUGGGGCUCCUCGCCGGCCAUGCAGCGCGGGGCCACCAUCAAGGAGCUGGGCUCCCAUCUGCUGCAGACGCUGGACGGCUUCAUCUUUGUGGUGGCGCCGGAUGGCAAAAUCAUGUACAUCUCGGAAACGGCCUCCGUGCACUUGGGCCUUAGUCAGGUGGAGCUGACGGGAAACUCGAUAUUCGAGUACAUACACAGCUACGAUCAGGACGAGAUGAAUGCCAUACUGUCGCUCCAUCCGCACAUGCACCAGCAUCCACUGGCACAGACGCACACGCCCAUCGGAAGUCCCAAUGGUGUCCAGCACCCGUCCGUCUACGGCCACGACCGCGGCUCGCACACCAUCGAGAUCGAGAAGACCUUCUUCCUCCGCAUGAAGUGUGUCCUGGCCAAGAGGAACGCGGGCCUCACCACCUCCGGCUUCAAGGUGAUACACUGCUCUGGCUAUCUGAAGGCUCGCAUCUAUCCCGACUGUGGGGAUGGACAGGGUAGCCUGAUACAGAAUCUCGGCCUGGUGGCCGUGGGUCACUCGCUGCCUUCCUCUGCCAUUACAGAAAUCAAGCUGCACCAGAACAUGUUCAUGUUUCGGGCGAAGCUGGACAUGAAACUGAUCUUCUUCGAUGCGCGAGUAUCGCAGCUAACCGGAUACGAGCCGCAGGACCUCAUUGAGAAGACGCUGUACCAGUACAUCCAUGCCGCGGACAUCAUGGCCAUGCGCUGCUCCCAUCAAAUCCUGCUGUACAAAGGACAAGUUACCACCAAAUAUUACCGCUUCCUGACCAAGGGCGGCGGCUGGGUCUGGGUGCAAUCCUACGCCACGCUGGUGCACAACUCGCGCUCCUCGCGCGAGGUCUUCAUUGUGAGCGUCAACUACGUGCUGAGCGAACGAGAGGUCAAAGACUUGGUGCUGAACGAGAUUCAGACGGGCGUGGUGAAGCGGGAGCCGAUCUCGCCGGCUGCCCAGGCAGCCGCAGCGGCGGCGGCGGCGGCUCAAGCGGUUGCCUCCGUCCCCGUUCCCGUACCCGUAUCAGUAUCCCUGCCCGUGUCCGUGCCAGUGGUGGUGCCACAGUGUGCGAGUGUAGCGGCUCCGGCGCCGGGCACGCCGGUCAGCCUGGCCCUGAGUGCCAGUCCCAAGUUGGAUCCCUACUUUGAGCCGGAACUACCGCUCUCCGUGCAGCCGCAGCCGCCCAAUGCCGUUACGCCCGUGCCGGCCAACAACAAUCCCAGCAGCAACAACAACAAUGGGGUGUGGCACCACCACCAGAUGCAGCAGCAGCAACAGCAGCAGCAGGGAGGCAGCAUGGACCACGACAGCCUCAGCUACACGCAGCUGUACCCGCCGCUGAACGACCUGGUGGUCAGCUCCAGCAGCAGCGUGGGCGGGGGCACAGGCUCCAGCGCCGGCGGCGGAUCAAGUGCCUCAGCGUCGUCCUCCGGAGUCUACUCCACGGAGAUGCAGUAUCCGGACACCACAACGGGCAGCAUGUACUACAACAACAACAACCACUACUACUACGACUUCGAUGCCACUGUGGACGUGGCCACCUCCAUGAUCCGCCCCUUCUCGGCCAACUCGAACAGCUGUUCGAGCAGCUCGGAGAGCGAGCGCCAGCUCUCCACAGGGAACGCGUCGAUCGUGAACGGCACCUCGCCCUCGCAGACCACCUACAGCGAUCUGAGCCACAACUUCGAGCUGAGCUACUUCUCCGACAACAGUUCGCAGCAGCAGCAGCAACAGCAUCUGAUGGAGCAUCAGCACUUGCAACAGCAGCAGCAUCAGCGUCUGCAGACGCAACAGCAGCAGCAGCAGCAGCACCAGCAAUACCAACAGUCACAGUACGGAAUGCCCCACCAUCAACAGCAGCAGCAGCAGCAACAGCAACAGCAGCAGCAACAACGGGUUGUCAGCGACUUCGCCGAGAGCUUCAAGAGCGUGAAUGCCGCUGCGGCGGCCGCGGCGGUGGUGGCCACGCCCCAUUACACCAGUGUGAUUGUGGAGCCGCAGCACUAUAUACCCAACGAUUUUGUGCAUUAGCAGCGACUAAUUGUUGCUGCUGCUGCUGCUGUUGUUGUUUCUAAAACAAUUCAGGCGGCGACCUGUCGCCCGCUGCCCGCUGCCCAUGGCCAGGUCAGGUCUUAUCGGUCUAUUGUUUGUGCAUCUCUGAUAUAUCAGUUCCAUUUGUAAUAUGUGGCAGAGCCACCUCCAUAUUGGGAUUGCAAACUUUUUGCAAGUCUCCCGCUGUCUCUCUAUCUCUUCUCUUAUUUAUUGCAUACUUUCUUUUUUCCUUCGAGAAGAAAUGAAUGGAAAUGUGAACGAUGGAAACGGAAAAAUUCUUGUUAACAAAUGCAAAAGCAAAUACAAAUUCUAUAUUAAACUUUAGUGCUAAGACCUAGCUGUAAGAUGUUCAUACAAACUAACUUAAAUGAAUUGCACAUACUUAUAAAUAAAUACAUACACACAUAAACACAGGCAUACAUACGGCUCUCUAUAAACACCAUACAUACAAACAUACUCACACACGAUCUGUAGUAAAUGGAUAAAUAUGGAAUAAAGUGUAAAUAGUGCAGGGUCCGCUCACUGUGCAGAUAUCUAAAAUGAUCUUCAUAAGUACAUACGUAACUGUAAAUGUAAAAUUACCUAUUAACGCGAAUUUUUCUAAUUUGAAUAAACAAAUUAUUAUGUGGGUGAACAAUAAAGAGAUAAGUAUUCAA
Drosophila pseudoobscura is the source of this 3356-nucleotide messenger RNA. It is a transcript of the gene sim, whose product is annotated as bHLH transcription factor single-minded. Lineage: Eukaryota; Metazoa; Arthropoda; Insecta; Diptera; Drosophilidae. The record is from RefSeq and is a predicted model, not a curated record. The transcript has 8 exons. Gene Ontology annotation, cellular component: cytoplasm; nucleus; transcription regulator complex. Gene Ontology annotation, biological process: regulation of transcription by RNA polymerase II. Bases 457 to 2679 code for a protein of 740 amino acids. Gene Ontology annotation, molecular function: protein dimerization activity; RNA polymerase II transcription regulatory region sequence-specific DNA binding; DNA-binding transcription factor activity, RNA polymerase II-specific.